Striga hermonthica is the source of this 666-nucleotide messenger RNA. NCBI's taxonomy places the organism in Eukaryota, Viridiplantae, Streptophyta, Magnoliopsida, Lamiales, Orobanchaceae. The record is from the annotation of a GenBank genome assembly.
AUGAUGAUGAUCCAAAAGUCAACAACAACAGAUCAUCACGACUCCCGAAAAAACCCGUCGACCCAAAACGCAGCCACCAACAAAGGCGCCAGCUGGUCCCGGUUCAACGACCCGCGGGUCGUUCGGGCCUCGAGAGCUCUCGGCGGGAAAGACCGUCACAGCAAGGUGUGCACCGUGCGCGGGUUGCGCGACAGGCGGGUGAGGCUAUCGGUCCCCACCGCCAUCCAGCUGUACGACCUUCAAGAACGGCUCGGGCUCAACCAACCGAGCAAAGUGGUCGACUGGCUGCUCAAUGCCGCGAGGCACGAGAUAGACGAGCUCCCACCUCUCCAAAUCCCGCCCGGGAUGAUGUCAAUGAUGAUGUCAGCAAACGGUGAAGAAAACCGAGACGAGUUGACUUCGGUGGGGGGGUUGACUUUAUCACGAGCGCCGAGAGGAGCCACCAGUCAACUACACGAGGAGGACAGCUGGCGUAAUUUUGGGUUGCUUCCGUUGCAAGUUCCGACGACAAUGUCGACCGGGCCAUUCGUUAUGACGAGCACGCAAUCGUAUUUUCCUUCAGAAGCAGUCAACUAUUAUCGUGCCGACUCUUCUUCGGCUGGUCAACCAUCUUUGAGGUCGAUUCACUUCGACAUGACGGCAAAUUUACUGGCUUCGCACGACUAA